Solea solea (common sole) is the source of this 8196-nucleotide messenger RNA. Its product is annotated as ephrin type-B receptor 3-like. The transcript has 16 exons. Lineage: Eukaryota; Metazoa; Chordata; Actinopteri; Pleuronectiformes; Soleidae. Gene Ontology annotation, cellular component: neuron projection; plasma membrane. The record is from RefSeq and is a predicted model, not a curated record. The coding region runs from base 740 to 3823 and encodes 1027 amino acids. Gene Ontology annotation, biological process: protein phosphorylation; axon guidance; cell surface receptor protein tyrosine kinase signaling pathway. Gene Ontology annotation, molecular function: protein binding; transmembrane-ephrin receptor activity; ATP binding.
UCAGUAUGUGCUUCAUUCCAGUGCACAAGCCGAGCGAAACAGACGCUUCACGCAGCAGCAACAAGCUGACAAAUUCGCUCAGGGAAUAAAUAGAUCCACAGAAACGCGCGCGGCAGUUCUUCUUCCACGGGAAUAACGCUCGGUCGUGGACGCGUGGACGUGAGUGCGAGCGCACAUGCUCGGCUGCGUGGGACGAUACAAACCAUGGUUCUGACACAAGUGCGGCUGUAUCUGCCUCUGCGCCUCUGACCACAGAAAACAACCAAAGUGUUUGGAUUUCAGCGAUAAGGCCCCUACUAUUUAUUUUCAUUUUUUUUUAUUAUUAUUAUUUUUAUUUUUUUCCUUGACUCUCAACGAAAAAAAAAAAAUAUUGCUGGAGAUAUUCCUGUCCUGGUGGUGACAGUGGACACUGGACGACCUGUUUACAGCUGAUUCGCUCCACGCGAGGGGAAAGGGACUGUGGGACCUGUGGUGGCUGCCUUUUUCUCUUGGAGAUCACUGACGGACUUUGUGCAUUUUUUAUAACCACGGCUGUUGUUGUUUGUUUCCCCCCCCCGAACUCUCACAUGUGCGUAUUUUGGUGAAUGGAGGUAACUGUGGUGCUGGAGGCUUGACGAAGCUGGGACUGAGGACGGGAGUGUGUGCGUGGAGCGUCGGAUAACCCCGGGAUUGUUUUGCCCUCCUCACUCUCUCGCUCUCGUGGGUCUAUUUACAUGUCCGACCUGAGCGCUUUGUGACAAUGGAUUACUUUCUGAUUUUGUGCAGCGUCUUGCUGCCGCUGGUGUCCGCUGUUGAAGAGACACUGAUGGACACGAAGUGGGCUACGACAGAAUUAGCAUGGACUGCACACCCUGAAACCGGGUGGGAGGAAGUGAGUGGCUAUGAUGAUGCCAUGAACCCCAUCAGGACUUACCAAGUCUGCAAUGUACGCGAGCUCAACCAGAAUAACUGGCUGCGCAGUGACUUCAUACCACGGAAGGAUGUGCUGCGUGUCUAUGUGGAAAUGAAAUUCACUGUGCGUGAUUGCAACAGCAUUCCCAACAUCCCAGGUUCCUGCAAAGAGACCUUUAACCUCUUUUACUAUGAGUCUGACUCAGACUCAGCUACAGCCACCAGUCCUUUCUGGAUGGAAAACCCUUAUGUCAAGGUGGACACCAUUGCCCCAGACGAGAGCUUCUCCAUGCUUGAAUCGGGCAGGGUAAACACAAAGGUCCGAAGUUUCGGGCCACUGUCAAAAGCUGGGUUCUACUUGGCCUUCCAGGACCUUGGGGCUUGCAUGUCACUCAUCUCAGUUCGGGUGUUUUAUAAGAAAUGCUCCACCACAAUCGCCAACUUUGCAGUUUUCCCAGAGACAGCAACUGGGGCUGAGGCAACGUCCUUGGUAAUUGCACCAGGAACUUGUGUUCCGAAUGCCGUUGAGGUGUCUGUGCCACUGAAGCUUUAUUGCAAUGGUGAUGGGGAGUGGAUGGUUCCUGUAGGAGCCUGCACCUGUUCGGCUGGUUUUGAACCAGCAAUGAAGGAUACCCAAUGUCAAGCCUGCAGCCCUGGCACCUUCAAGUCCAAACAGGGGGACGGCUUCUGCUUGCCCUGUCCAGCCAACAGUCGUGCCAGCUCGGGAGCAGCCAGCGUUUGCUCCUGUCGUAAUGGUUUCUACCGAUCAGACACAGACUCUCCGGACACCCCCUGUACCACUGUUCCCUCCGCGCCACGAAGUGUCAUCUCCAGUGUGAAUGAAACGUCGCUUGUGCUAGAAUGGAGUGAGCCACGGGAAUUGGGUGGCCGCGACGACAUCUUCUACAAUGUCAUCUGUAAGAAGUGUCUGCCCGAGCGGGGGAUGUGCUCCCGUUGUGACGACAAUGUCGACAUCUCGCCUCGCCACCUGGGCCUGACCCAGCGCCGCGUGGCUGUCCGCAACCUGCAAGCCCACACACAAUACAGCUUCGAGAUCCAGGCGGUCAACGGCGUUUCCCACAAGAGCCCUUACACACCUCAUUUCUCUUCAGUGAAUAUCACUACAAAUCAGGCUGCUCCAUCUGCAGUACCCACGGUUCACCUGAUGGUGGCCACAGCAAGCACAAUGAGUCUGUCCUGGCUGCCUCCAGAGAAACCAAAUGGAAUCAUUCUAGAUUAUGAGAUUAAGUACCAUGAGAAGGUAAGCAGCAAUGAUCAAGGUGAGGCCAUUGCCCAUACCAUGACUGCCCAGCGGAGCAAUGCACGUAUUGAAGGUCUGAAGGCUGGUACGCCUUAUGUGGUUCAAGUUCGGGCCCGAACAGUGGCCGGUUAUGGACGCUACAGCAGCCCAGCUGACUUCGGCACCAACUUGCAAAGUGACCCUCCGAAGUCAUGGCAGGAGCAGUUGCCACUAAUCGUGGGAUCAAUCACCGCCACUUUGGUCUUCAUCAUUGCAGUCGUGGUCAUUGCAAUCGUAUGCCUCAGAAAGCAGAGAAAUGGUUCGGAGUCGGAGUACACAGAGAAACUGCAGCAGUACAAAUCCCCUAUAGUAACGCCGGGAAUGAAAGUCUACAUUGACCCCUUCACCUAUGAGGACCCCAACGAAGCUGUUCGCGAGUUUGCCAAGGAGAUCGAUGUCUCCUGUGUGAAGAUCGAGGAGGUCAUCGGCGCAGGUAACCCACCAAAGCUCCUGAGCUACAGGGGGAAGGCUGCUAGUCACCUCCAGGCCAUACCAUUAGAGGACUUCACAUCAAGCGGAGAGUUUGGGGAGGUAUGUCGUGGUCGCCUCAAGCUGCCUGGGCGCCGGGAGAUCAUUGUUGCAAUCAAAACACUGAAGGUGGGCUACACUGACCGCCAAAGAAGAGACUUCCUGUCCGAGGCUUCCAUCAUGGGCCAGUUUGACCACCCCAACAUCAUCCGCCUGGAAGGUGUAGUCACCAAGAGUCGGCCAGUGAUGAUUGUGACUGAGUUUAUGGAGAAUGGGGCGCUGGACUCUUUCCUAAGGCUCAAUGAUGGACAGUUUACAGUGAUCCAGCUGGUGGGCAUGCUGCGUGGUAUCGCAGCAGGCAUGAAGUACUUGUCAGACAUGAACUAUGUGCACAGAGACUUGGCUGCUCGUAACAUCCUGGUCAACAGUAAUCUGGUGUGUAAGGUGUCUGACUUUGGACUUUCUCGCUUCCUCGAGGAUGAUGCCACGGACCCCACCUACACGAGCUCACUGUAUUUCAUGCUCACCUACUCAUUCGCAUAUCCACAGGGAGGGAAGAUUCCCAUUCGCUGGACAGCUCCAGAGGCAAUUGCUUACAGGAAGUUCACCUCGGCCAGUGACGUGUGGAGCUACGGAAUUGUCAUGUGGGAAGUGAUGUCGUAUGGCGAACGGCCGUACUGGGACAUGAGCAAUCAAGAUGUGAUAAAUGCCGUGGAGCAGGACUAUCGACUGCCCCCACCCAUGGACUGCCCCACAGCACUGCACCAGCUCAUGUUGGACUGCUGGGUAAAAGAGAGGAACCUGCGACCCAAAUUCACCCAGAUUGUGGCCACACUGGAUAAGCUUAUCCGCAAUGCUGCCAGCCUCAAGGUGGUCACUAACAGCGCACAGUCCACUGGGGUGUCCCAGCCCUUGCUUGACCGCUGCAUCCCAGACUAUACCACUUUCACCACUGUGGGGGACUGGCUGGAUGCCAUCAAGAUGAGCCGCUACCGUGACAACUUUGUCAAUGCUGGAUUUGCUUCCUUUGACCUGGUGGCCCAGAUGACAGCAGAGGACUUGCUGCGGAUAGGGGUGACACUGGCUGGCCAUCAAAAGAAGAUUCUUGGUAGCAUUCAGGACAUGAGACUACAGAUGAACCAAACUCUUCCUGUCCAGGUGUGAGCAACUGGACGCACGGACCGAUGCAGUCAAAGGACAGCCAGACAGGAGAAGGGGAAGGAACUUUGGCAGAGAAAGCCAUUGGAAAAACCCUAGCUGCCUGACCUAUCUCUGCCAAUUAGACGCGAUGAGACUGGCUUGCGGUGCCUCUGAAUAUUUUUUUUCUUAAUUUCAUUACCACUUCCAUUCCCUGUUCGGGCUUUUUUGUUCUUGCCGUUUUUCAUCAUUUCCUUUCAUUCUUCUUCCGGCCAUCCAAUCCUAAUUUGUGUGUUUUUGAAGGAGGACGAAGUGUUAACCCUCUUAAAUCCCACGUGUGCCUCACCAGCUCUGGUGUGGGGUGACAUUUGCAUGCAGGUGUCUUUGGUGAAGUUGGCCUUAGCCCUGUAACCGAAAACUUCACAACGUGAUCCUCACGCAAGAACCCCGCCCCCUUUUGCCCCGUAAUCCAGUUCUGAUGGACGUAAUAUAUAUAUAUAUAUAUAUAUAUAUAUAGUAAAGAAUGAACACCCUGCUAUAAAAAAAAAAGAGAACAAGUGUUCACACGUGUAAAAGAAAACAAAAACACAAGUGUUUUGGAGCCACAGGAGGAUUUUUUUCUCUGAUAGACAUUGUUCUACUCAGCACGCUUGUUGUUCUCCAUCUUCAUAUUGAAGAUGUGUUAUCCAAAAGGGCACGAGCGGAAGAAUGGUGAGGUGGUGAAGGAGGAGAAAUAAUGGGCUGAGGUCAAAGGUAAAGAGGAUGACAGAGGUCGAAAAGGUGCACCCACAUUUUUGGACACGCGUUUCGGUUCUUCACUUUGACCUGAAGUGACUCAGGAUAGUUCCACAGCUAGGAAUCACUUGCUCAUCAAGUGUGUUUUUACACAUUGAACUGUUUGGAGUUUGUUUGUUCAUACAUUUUUCUUCCACCGCCCUCCUUUUUUUCUUUUCCUUUUGUUUUUUUUUGUUUUCAGAAUCUCUCACACAUUCUCACACACGAGAAUUGUGUGACGGCUGGCCAAACCUACGUACCCCCACUGGACUAUGUGAUUGGGGGGCAUUGACUGUGGCGUUAUAGAAAGACCACUUGGCCUUUUGUGUGCGUUUUUGUAUGUGUGUGUGUGUGUGUGUGUACACAUGUAUGUGUGUGUGUGAAUGUUUGAUUAAGUGUGCAUGGAUGUGCGGAUGUGUCGAGUCGCACACAAAUAUACUGUACAGUACGGCCGCCGCGAUUUGCUUCCAUGGAGAAUUAACGCAUGAACUGAACCAUGACAAGGAGCAAAUAUAUCUGAAACAAUUAUGCUAUAGUCUGUGGACAAGUGUUCAACAUUCUUUUUUUUUAUUAAAUCCAAAACAAUAAAACUUUUGACAUAAACACACAUAUAUAAUUAUAUGUGCAGAAAGUGAGAGACAUCUCACUUUUUACAUACUACUAUCUGGAUUUAAUCAAAAUUCUUGUUAUGAUUUCUUGACAUCCUCCCCUAUGUAUUUAUUUGUACCUCGCCCACAAACCCCCCUCACCCCACCAACACUCAGAUGGACUAUUGGUGGACAGUGGAACAAUCAGAAGGAAGAAAAACUCCAAGAGGAUUCACCUUAUGGCUUGAUGAUUAUUAAACAAAAAGAAAUUGCAUAUAAAUUGGAUAUUGUAUUUUUGUUGUUGUUCUAAACAGCCUGUACAUGUUUUGUAACAAAAAUAUGAUAAAUAUGAAAAGAAAAUGGUGUUUUGACAAAAUGGAAGUGUUGUUGUGAAAUGAUUCAGGUUCGAAAAGGAAGUAUGUGACGGUCGGGACGUGAAGAGAAUCAGACAGAGUGAGUCACGACCUAUCAUCCCUCUGCUCUGCCUGACGUACAUGUGUUUAGGUUUGUGUGUGUCACAUGAACUGGAAAUGAUGCUUCCCUAACUCAACAUACAGAGCGAUUGGGAAUCCCUGAGCUGUUACUAUUAACUGUCUUCCAGGCACCUUUUUUUUUCUUUUAAUUCAAAACCUCCUACAGACAACUCAGACGCAUAUUGCCUUUGUUGUAAUUGUACUUAUUUGGCAUCUAGCAGUGAGGUUCUUGCAGCCUCGUCUUAUGUAGGGCGCUUCAUUAGGAUUCAUUAGUCAAGGAGAGGAAGGUACAGAGUUGAUGCAGCCUCAUCGCCAAUCAUGUCAAUCUUCCCAGACGCAGAGCUCCAUCACAAGGCCUGCAGUUUUGCUUUCCUUGCAACGACACCCUCAUCAGAGAAUCCGAGCUGUCACAGGAGAGACCUCUUAGUCCCCGUCUGUCAGGUCGAUUCAUGCGGCAGCCAGUCUUGCACUGUAAGGAUGCAAACCGGCGCGAGUGCAUGAACAUACGGCGAGCUGACCUAUCAUUAUCUCUCUUCAUUUUCUGUCUGACCUGCAAUCAUCGUGUCUCAGGCUGCUGCGUCGUUAGUACAGUGCAGCAUCGACAGCCCUGGGAUUCAGACAGCCAAAUUCUGCAGGCCCACUCAUCCUAAAUGAUAGCAGCUGCAUCACAGAGGCCAUACUUGCAGAGCGGUGUUUGAUUGUAGUGGAUUAAGGGAGCGGGGUUGAACCACUGAUGUGAUAGUCCAUUCUCCAUAUAUUGUCUGGGUUGGAGCUGAUCGAUGCAAUAUGUGACUAUUAUUAGUUAGGGUGGCGUGAUGCAAGUGGCCAUGCAGUGUGUCUUGCCAUAUUACUUUAGUCAGCCACGCUUCAGAUCCCUCAAAAGCCAUGGAGAAUUUAUGCAAAAUAGCAAUGUGUUCCUUAUUUUCCUAUUGUUUCAUCAUACCACGCGUACAGAUGUUUUCACUGCUCCCAGUGCAUUCUUUAAAAAAAAGAGAGAAAAAAAAGGCCACACCUGUAACAGUUGUAGUCCAAAACCAAGUAGUCAUGUUAACAGUUCUGUUCUCACACCAUACAGGAAAUACGUCUCAAAUGUUUCAAUUGUUUCCAUGAGUCAAUUCUUGUUUUUCCGAUGUGAUGAGUCAGAGGUGCUGUGUCAACGUAAUGAGAAUGUGCUGAAAGUGCCUCUUAAAGGAGCAGACCAGAUUAUUUUGGAUAUACUUUGGCGGAAUGGUUUUAUUCGCACAUACACAUUAUUAUUUAAUGUGUGCGCUCACACACACAUUCUCAUGCAGCUUUCUUACUGAGGACACAUAGACAUAAUGCAUCCCCUAGCCCCUCACCCUAACCGCAACCCACCAAAAAUAAAUACUUAACCCUUAACCUAAACAUUACCUAAACCCAAUUCACCCCAAUCCUCCCAAAAAGUCAUUUAAAGUUGUGAGGACCAGACAAAAUGUCCUUUUUGGCCCUCACAAAGAUACACAUACAAGAACACACACACACACACACACACACACAUAGGAGACCACAAAUAAUGCACUCACUUUUACUCAGACUCUCAGGAAUUUCCAUUUCUCCCUUAUUCGUUUAAUCAGUUAAGUCCCACUCUUCCAAACGUUCUUGUGGCACCACACAAGGCACAGUCAAAGACCAUCAAAUCAAGAUGGUGGUGGUGGUGGUGGUGGGUGGGGCUCCUAUUGAAACACAAUCAGAUGGCAGACAUGCCCACUCAUGAAAAAUGGCAGCGCUUUUGUUUUCACACGCACAAGUGAUGAGGUGCACAUGGUGCGCUGGGAUCUGAAGUUCUGCUCACCAAAGUCAACCAGCCAUGAGCGAUGAGCCCGACCGGCACAUCUUAAAAUGAUAAAACUGCCACCACACGAACGGCAAACAGUUAAUCACUGAGUGGAUUUUACACACGUUCAUGCUGAACGUGUGUUUUAGAUUUGACUUACGCAUAGAGUGGGGAGGGAAAAGUCACUGUUAAGAGGUUGCAGGAAUUAAGAUGGACUGUUUGUGUGUUUGUAAUAAAAGAGUGUCUUUUUUUUAUAUACAGGAACAUUUUGAUCAGUAGAAUCUAGGCUUUGUCGGAUGUGGUUAUCUUUUUGUGCCAAUAGGAUUCAGACUAUCCCAACUUUCCUUCUAUCCUUCGUUCUUAUUUUACAUCCUCCGCAGAUCAUCUAAUAAGCCUGGCCUCACUGACACCCCUUUACUUCCAUUUUUUCUGACUUUUUUUCUUCAGUUGUCUGUUUUAAAUAAAUAUACACAGUUCUGUCCUUUCCUUUGUCUUGUAAUAAGCUGACUGCGCUUCUGUCCCGGACACUUUCGGGAAAAAACUCCGUCUUCUAACAAAGAAGCAAGAUGUUCCACAGUACUGUACAUGUGUAGUGAACUGGGAGGGGACGUAACAAAGCGCCAAGAAAUGCAAUUGUUAAUUCCUCUUUGAGAAGCAUUGAGAUGUAUUUAAUAGUACAGACAUACACAUCAAAUUACUAAAAAUGAUGAUGCAUUCUUGUUGAAAUAUUUUUAAAGACCCUUUUGCAAUUAAAUUAUUUAAGAAAUGUGA